UCCCAGCUGCUGCUCCGUCUGCUCUAGGGAAGGUGGUGCAUCCUGGUGCGGUCCUUGCCCUCGGCCCCUUUGGGACAGGUGGGACACAACAGCUGCCACCUGCAGGUUUCCCCUUCCGAGGGCAGGAGCGGCGGGGCAAGAGCUGCGAUGGCUGUGAUUUGUGCCCACCCCCGAGGGUAAGAGCCCCUGACUCCUGACAAAGUUUAUUUGGAAAUGCAGCGGCGCUUCCUUCCCUCCCUGCUCCCCACGGCUUCCAGGCCCUGGGAUGCAAACACGGGAGGCAUUUCGUGGGACAUUUAUUACCGGCUGCAGCGCAGCGCAAAUCCCGCAUUCUGGAAGGUUUUCCCAAUGCUGCCGAGCAGGGAACACACCGUGACAGGAUGAGCAGCAAAGAAGACCCGAGCAAGUGCUGUCCGGCGGCUGCUCCCAUCUCCAGUUUCACCAUCCAGUCCAUCCUGGGCAGCGGCAGCGCCGAUCCCCCCCGGGAAGCCGGCGACAGGGCUCCCUCCUGGCCCGCCCGCGCCCGGACCCUCUCGCUGUCCUCGGAGGACGAGGAGCCGGACGAGAGCUGGAAGCACCGCGGCUGCUUCUGCCCCGAGGCUCAGGGCCCCGCCGAGGCGUGCCACAAGCACCAGCCCCUCAGCUUCACCUGUCUCGGCAGCGCCAAGGGGAGCGGAGCGGCGGCGGCGGGCAGCGGGGAGCGGGGGCCUUUCCUCUCGCCCCCCCAGCAGGACUGUAAGGACGAGAAGGAGAAGCCUCUGGGACCCUCCUCGCCUUCCUGCGGGGACCGGCAGCGCGACGGCGGGGACCGGCAGGCCGGCGCCGCCAAGAAGAAGACGCGCACGGUGUUCAGCCGCAGCCAGGUCUACCAGCUGGAAUCCACCUUCGACAUGAAGCGCUACCUGAGCAGCUCGGAGCGGGCCUGCCUGGCCUCCAGCCUGCAGCUCACCGAGACCCAGGUGAAGACCUGGUUCCAGAACCGCAGGAACAAGUGGAAACGGCAGCUCUCGGCCGAGCUGGAGGCGGCCAACAUGGCCCACGCCUCGGCGCAGACUCUGGUGGGGAUGCCGCUGGUGUUCAGAGACAAUUCCCUCCUCCGAGUGCCGGUGCCCAGAUCCAUCGCCUUCCCCGCCCCUCUCUACUACCCCGGCAGCAACCUCUCGGCCUUACCGCUCUACAACCUCUACAACAAGAUCGACUAUUGAGCCCCGCGCCCCCCGCCCCGCGCCCGCCCCGUCGGGAGCCGCGCCGGGA
Catharus ustulatus (Swainson's thrush) is the source of this 1254-nucleotide messenger RNA. It is a transcript of the gene HMX2, whose product is annotated as H6 family homeobox 2. Bases 381 to 1205 code for a protein of 274 amino acids. The transcript is spliced from 3 exons. The record is from RefSeq and is a predicted model, not a curated record. Gene Ontology annotation, cellular component: nucleus. Gene Ontology annotation, molecular function: DNA-binding transcription factor activity, RNA polymerase II-specific; RNA polymerase II transcription regulatory region sequence-specific DNA binding. Gene Ontology annotation, biological process: regulation of transcription by RNA polymerase II. Lineage: Eukaryota; Metazoa; Chordata; Aves; Passeriformes; Turdidae.